AUGGAAAUGAGUGAAGUAACAUUCCUGUUUUUGGUUAUAAUCGCCGUAUCUUUUUCUGAUGCAGCAAGGGAUAAAGACUUCUACUGUGCUGCAUGUGAAGUGAUCGCCGAUGAAGUGGAAUAUGCAAUUUCUAAAGUUGACCCGAAGAAGACAAUUGAAAUAGAGGGCUUUCGGGUUGAUCCACAAGGAAACCAAAAGAGUAAAAGUAUUUUAUAUGCAAGGUCAGAAACUCAUUUGACUGAAGUGAGUGAAAAUCUAUGCAGCGGAAUGAAUAAUUAUGCACAAUCAAAAGACAAAGAUUCUGGGAGAGUAAAAUUCGUGCGUACAAAAUCAAGAGAUGGCGAAGCAAUUACUUUAGAAAAUGUCUCAUUGAGCGGCGAUAUAUCAGAUAAACUUCGCUUUACAUGUGAAAACAUUAUCGAGGAGCAUGAAGAAGACAUUAUUAAGUAUUUUAAGAAAAGUAGAAACAAUUAUAUUAAGGGUUUUUGUACUAAAGUCACUAAGCUUUGCAGCAACAAAAAAGAUGAAAAUAAAAGUGAACUUUGA
This is a messenger RNA of Rhopilema esculentum, 546 nucleotides long. Its product is annotated as protein canopy homolog 2-like. The record is from RefSeq and is a predicted model, not a curated record. Gene Ontology annotation, cellular component: endoplasmic reticulum. Lineage: Eukaryota; Metazoa; Cnidaria; Scyphozoa; Rhizostomeae; Rhizostomatidae.